Messenger RNA from Phragmites australis (common reed), 889 nucleotides. RefSeq lists its product as uncharacterized. The transcript is spliced from 3 exons. The coding region runs from base 214 to 627 and encodes 137 amino acids. The record is from RefSeq and is a predicted model, not a curated record. Lineage: Eukaryota; Viridiplantae; Streptophyta; Magnoliopsida; Poales; Poaceae.
GCUAGACCUGGGCCCACUAUACUUCUCCUGCUACCUUUCCUCCGUCCAGAGUCCGCAGCGCAGCCGCGUUCAUCUCGUUGUGCCGCCGCCUCCUCCCCUCCCCUCCCUUCCCAGCCCACCGAGCCGCCGCCCUUCGCGACUCCUGCCCGUUGGUCUGCUGCCCUCCUGCCCCCGCGCACCGCCCCGCCGCUUCAUCCGACCGGGCUGCUAGCGAUGGCGACCGAGCCGCCGCCGGCCGAGAAGAAGAAGGCGCCGCUCCCCAAGGUGGUCACCCUCAACAAGGCCCUCAAGCUGGCUCAGACAUGGGUGGACAAAAUGAGUGCGUCAGAUCCGGAUGAACCAACCGAUAAGGAUUUUGAGGGCCGGCCAUCAAGGCUUGGUCUUGGUGCUAAAGUGGCACCUAGUGUGAAGCGCGCAGCUCCCACCGAUCCCGUUGAGCGGAGGUUGCUUGGGAAGGUGAAUGCGCAAAAGAGAAAGUCCAUGGAGGAUGAGAAUAAAACUGCCAAGGAGGUGAAUGAGGCUAGUGAUGAUGAUAGCGAUGAACCUGAAAGCAGAACCAAUGCCUUCAACAAGAAGAGGACAUUGCCUUCAGUUACUUCCAUGCCUUUAGGGAACAAGGCAAAGUGACAAGUUGUAUGCAUGAAUCUGAGCGUUCAUAUCUGCAUGUUUUGACCAGAGUUUGUACAAGCUCCCUGGUUGAUGCUAUUUCAUGGGCUAGUAUCCCCUUUGUCAGUCUAGUGUGUAAUUUCCGAAUGUAAAGCGAUAGCUGUGCUGGAUAUUGUUAAUGCUUAUUUGUAGUUCGGAAGUUCCAAUACUGUCUGUUCAAAGUUGAAUACCCUGUGAUAUUCUCAUUUGAUUAUUUGAAGUUUCUAGCCCAUUGAUUUUACAU